CACCGAAAUACCAAAAACGCCCUCGUGGAUUCUCCACAAAUCCUGGACUGUCACUGUUACGGUCAACCCCAUUUGAAACCCCCCAAAAACGCUGUCAUUUUUUCGCUCCGUUUCUUCCUCCGACUCUUCCUUCAUGUACUCCAACUAUGCCAGGCUUCGAAAAAGAGCGUCGUAUUCCGAGCGCCCAGCGGAGCCGCCGAAACGUGAAGAAAUCGCUGCUGUUUCGGAUGGAAACGCUGGCAUUUCGGGUGAAAAAACCGGUGAGGAGAAUGCUUGGUUUUCAGGUCCACGGGUCAAGGUCCGGUGGCUUGUGGUGAUUUGCUUGGCGAUUGUGAUCGCAUCUUUUAGUUCUUUGGUGCACAAGAAUUUCUCUUUACAGGAGCAGGUGUCGAAGCGAAUACUAGAUUACAAGCUUGCAAUUUGUCGGAUUCCAUCGAUGUCAGUAGCUCCAUAUCAGAUGCGAGUGACCAGCUCCCGAGCAAAGGCCUAAAAAACUUGGCUA
Pistacia vera is the source of this 502-nucleotide messenger RNA. RefSeq lists its product as uncharacterized. The record is from RefSeq and is a predicted model, not a curated record. The coding region runs from base 134 to 490 and encodes 118 amino acids. The transcript has 3 exons. Lineage: Eukaryota; Viridiplantae; Streptophyta; Magnoliopsida; Sapindales; Anacardiaceae.